AUGAAUGAUGGUGGGAGUAUUGACGAGAGUGUUACUUAUAUUAUAGAACUUUUACAUGAUAAGAUUAGGUCUCUAGUUAAGGUAGCUCAACCAAAAUCAUUUGACGAACUCAGGAGCAUAGUAGCAAAGCUAGACGAAGAGAAACCUUACCCUCUUAACCCCGACAAACGGAAGUUUGUCAUAGAAAAAGUAAAGGAAAUGGAAAAUCAAGGACUAAUUGAACCAUCGUCUUCAGGAUGGGCUUCACCAAUAGUAUUACCCAAAAAGAAGAACGGAGACUACAGACUUUGUGUGGAUUUACGUCAAGUCAACAAUAAAACUAUUGCUGAUGCUUACCCGAUGCCUGAUCUACGACAUCUGAUUAAGCAAACAGAUGCCAGUAAUGUAGGUCUUGGGGCUGUUCUCUUUCAAGAGCGAAUAGAAGGAGGCAAGGAUAUCAUUGAGUAUGCAAGCAGGAAACUUUCCCUUUCUGAGAAAAGCUAUUGUACAGCUGAAAAGGAGGCUCUAGCGGUAGUGUGGGCAGUAGGGAAAUUCAGGGGGUAUCUCGAGGGAAGAAAAUUUAAAUUAUUCACUGAUAACUCAUCACUACAGUGGCUAAACAAAGUAUCCGGAACCAAGUCAAAACUGAUGCUAUGGUCCUUAAUUUUGGCCGAUUUUGACUUUGAAAUACAUCACGUCCCAGGAGAGUUAAAUCAAGCCGCUGAUAGCUUGUCAAGAAACCCGGUAGACAGUGGUGAGAUAUCCAAAGAACUCAUGGAGAGGGAAGUUCCAGUCCCAAUGAAGUUAAAACAGAUUGAGCCUGUUCUUAUGGUGGCACAACGGGAAAAUUGUGACAUUGACUUGGAACUGAUAAAGAAAUGGCAGAAUGAAGAUGCAGCUUGUAGUAGAAUGAAAUCCUGGAUAACCAAUCGUUACACAAAUUCUGAAGCUGUCCCAUUCCAGUUCAAGACAUGCUAUAAGAACUUUCGCUUGGAAGACAGUAUACUUAUGUAUAAAUCUCAUCUAUCAGAAUCUUCUCCUGUGAUUGUAGUUCCGAAGUCUCAGGCCGUAAGGAUUCUAGAGAAGUACCACGACAGCCCUGAAGCUGGCCAUCCAGGACAAGACGAGACCUACACUUCGAUUCGGCGUCGUUUCUUCUGGGUAAAUAUGCAUCGGGACAUCAAGAACUACGUCCAAUCCUGCACUAUCUGUGCCUGUACCAAGGCCAACAACCAAAAAGCUAGUACAAGCAUGAGAGGACGUCGGCCACACCAGCUGUGGGAGGUUGUGGCUCUAGAUCUUAUGGGACCAUAUCCCAGAACAUCUCGAGGGAAGACUGGAAUUUUGGUGGUGACAGACCUUUUUACCAGGUGGGUCGAAGCAUUUGCCAUUCCUGAAGCUACAUCGGGAAGAAUCCUACAGCUCCUACGAACAGAGGCAAAUCCUACUGAACGGAGAAAUCAGGAGCUUAAGGAGCUGUUCAGGAUUCAUUUGUUCGACAAAGAACAUACCAAAUGGGAUCAACACUUGCAUGAGUCUCUCCUGGCCAUCAGACAGCGAGUGAAUCGCGUCACAGGGUUCUCCCCAGCAGAACUUUUUCUUGGUCGGGAAAUAAAAAGAACUGGUGAUUGGAACUUUAUGCAUGAACAGUCUCCUGAAACUAUGAAUUUGACUGCAUGGCAUGAAGAAAACGCAAAACAAAUCAAACGUAUGAAUCGACAAGCCGAAGAGAGUUCGAAGAGGGAAGCAGAGAGAAACGAUGUACCUGAAGAGCAGGACCUGAAACCGGGUACGUUGGUUCUUAGGCGAAACCAUCCCUUGAGUAAUAAGCUUAAAAAUGUGCAUGCAGGGAUGGCACGGAAAUGGCUUGGACCAUUUGAGGUGGAACACAAGCUAGGGAAGGGAGUGUACCUCUUGAGGUCUGAUCCACCAAUUAAGGUACACAUGUCGGAGUUGAAAAUACUCCCACAAACUCUCCGUGAAGCAACUCAAGCCGAAGAUAAUGAACUAGAAGCAGAAGACCAUAACGAUGCCUUACCUGGUUACAACUUAAGGUCUAGAAAGAGGAAGAUUUGA
Messenger RNA from Macrosteles quadrilineatus (aster leafhopper), 2055 nucleotides. RefSeq lists its product as uncharacterized. NCBI's taxonomy places the organism in Eukaryota, Metazoa, Arthropoda, Insecta, Hemiptera, Cicadellidae. The transcript is spliced from 4 exons. The coding region runs from base 1 to 2055 and encodes 684 amino acids. The record is from RefSeq and is a predicted model, not a curated record. Gene Ontology annotation, molecular function: nucleic acid binding.